Messenger RNA from Myotis daubentonii (Daubenton's bat), 4499 nucleotides. RefSeq names its product taxilin gamma (gene TXLNG). Gene Ontology annotation, molecular function: syntaxin binding. Lineage: Eukaryota; Metazoa; Chordata; Mammalia; Chiroptera; Vespertilionidae. Gene Ontology annotation, biological process: regulation of cell cycle. The record is from RefSeq and is a predicted model, not a curated record.
GUCGAGCCGCUAGUUUCGCUGCUGCCGUCACCUCAUGGCGACGCGGGUAGAAGAGGUAGCGCGGGGAAGAGGCGGCGGCGCUGAGGAGGCGACUGAGGCUGGUCGGGGCGGACGGCGACGCAGCCCGAGGCAGAAGUGAAAAACAUCUUGAAACAUUCGAAGUCCGGCUUGGUCACUCAGGACUCUUUAAUACUACAGUUGACCCUUAAACAAUGUGGGGGUGGGGUUAGGGGCACCCUCCCCUGCAUAACUUUUGACUACCCCAACACUUAACUACACAGUUGUCCCUCGGUACCGAGGGGGCUUGAUUCCAGGACCCCGCAGAUACCAAAAUCCUGCGGAUGCUCAAGUCCCCUAUAUAAAAUGGCGAAGAUCAAUGCAUACAGUCGGCCCUCCGCAGCCAUGGACUCCCAACCCGGGAUGGAAAACAGUACAGUUUGUGAUUGGUGCAAUGGAAGAAGCUGGAAUGUGCGGGCUAGGGGUGAAAACGGAUGUAUUGCGUACUUCUCAAUCAAACGAUAUUCUUCAACAUCAAGAUUCAAAUUGUGGUGGAAUAAGUAACAAGCAUUCACUGGAAGAGGCUGAAGGCAGUGACUUUAUAACAAAAAACAGAAGUUUGGUGAACCCAGCCUACUGCACACACGAGUCAAGAGAGGAAAUUCCUGGGCGAGAAGCUAGAACAGAGCCCCCUGAUGGUCAGCAAGAUUCAGAGUGCAACAGGAACAAAGAAAAAACCUUAGGUAAAGAAGUUUUAUUAUUGAUGCAAGCCCUAAACACCCUUUCAACUCCAGAAGAGAAGCUGGCAGCUCUCUGUAAGAAAUAUGCUGAUCUUCUGGAGGAGAGCAGGAAUGUUCAGAAGCAAAUGAAGAUUCUGCAGAAGAAACAAGCCCAGAUUGUGAAAGAGAAAGUUCAUUUGCAGAGUGAGCACAGCAAGGCUAUCUUGGCAAGAAGCAAACUAGAGUCUCUCUGCAGGGAACUGCAGCGUCACAAUAAGACGUUAAAGGAAGAAAAUGUGCAGCAGGCCCGAGAGGAGGAAGAAAGACGUAAAGAAGCAACCGCACACUUCCAAAUUACUUUAAAUGAAAUCCAAGCACAGCUGGAACAGCAUGACAUACACAAUGCCAGACUCCGCCAGGAGAACAUUGAAUUGGGAGAGAAGCUGAAGAAGCUCAUCGAACAGUACUCGAUGAGGGAGGAGCAUAUUGAUAAGGUGUUCAAACAUAAGGAAGUACAACAACAGCUUGUGGAUGUCAAGCUUCACCAGACCUCACAGCUGAUAAAGGAAGCUGAUGAAAAACAUCAGAGAGAGAGAGAGUUUUUGUUAAAGGAAGCAACAGAAUCGAGGCACAAAUAUGAACAAAUGAGACAACAAGAAGUACAACUAAAACAGCAGCUUUCUCUUUAUAUGGAUAAGUUUGAAGAAUUCCAGACUACCAUGGCAAAAAGCAACGAACUAUUUACAACCUUCCGGCAGGAAAUGGAAAAGAUGACAAAGAAAAUAAAAAAACUGGAAAAAGAAACAAUAUUAUGGCGUACCAAGUGGGAAAACAAUAACAAAGCGCUUCUGCAGAUGGCUGAAGAGGUGAGGUGGUUUCCCGUGACUAAGAAAACCGUCCGCGAUAAAGAGUACAAGGCCUUUCAAAUAAAACUGGAACGGUUAGAGAAGCUGUGCAGGGCUCUUCAGACGGAGAGGAAUGAGCUCAACGAGAAGGUGGAAGUCCUAAAGGAGCAGGUCUCGGGGAAAGUGGCAGGUGCAAAACUAGCACCGCGUGUGACGCAGCCCUGUGCAGCCCUGGCUUCUCCUAAGGAGCUGAACACUGCCUGGAACAGCGGUGCUGGAGUCCCCAUGGUGGCCGUGCCCAAGGCAGCCAAGGAGAAGCCAGCCGCACACAAGGCCGCGUCCCUAGGCACCGGGCCAACCAUCGAGUCAGUAGACUGAGAUGAAGUACGAUCACUGUAUUGAGAGCUCUAUUUUGUGUAUAACUUUCUCUGUUAGUAGUAAUUAUUGGUUUUGUGGUGAAAAUUUUCUUACUUUUUCUACCAUAUCUGUAUUUUCUUAGAACUACUGGACUUAGGUGGUAUAGGAGGCUGCUUAGCAGUUUUGAAUAGUUUUCCUCAGCUGUGUGGCACAUCUGCUUCGUUUCCCUUCAUUGGAAUGCAUGUGGUCAUUUGCCUUGUCCUUUCUUCACUGCUCCUUGCACAAAAUCAUCCUAAUUAAAAUUUCACUCAAGACAGGGCCGACCAUUCAUUACAAGAGAACUUUGUCCUGAUAAUGGUUCCUUGAUGUGAAAACAAUAAUUCAUUUAAACGUCCUGCCCCCCCAUCAAUAUUAAUAAUAAAAAAAAAAGAAAACAUCAAGAUGAUUCGUUUUAAUAACCCAUUUAAAUGCCAAGUAAAAAACCCCUCUAUGGUUGGGACAGAAACAAACAGCAUAUUUAAUUCCAAGUAUUUUUUAUAAUAUAUCACUUGAAUUUGAGGUGGUUGUAGCCUCAAAUUCCUCACAAAGUUUUGGCAGACUAUUGUAUCAUGUAAACAGUGUAGUAUAUGCAGGCAAAUAAUUCGACAGACAGGCUUAAUGUUUAUCUAACUAAGUCAUACUGCUUCAGUUUCAGGUUAGUUAGAACCAGUGGUGAAUUUGGACCACCCAGAAGCUUAUUAUGGGGUAGGUGGUUUGUUUUCCAUUUGGGUACACAUCCUCCACUUCCCACAGAAAGCAGUUACUGAUCUCCCUUUAAGAAAAUGAAGGUAAGUUAAUGUGUAGCUUUCACCAAACAGAAGUCCCUCCACUACCUUCUGGCUAUUUAAAAUUGGUGUUCAACUUUUAAAACAGUCCUAUCAGCCAAGUUCUCUAUUCAACUGAAACUGAUUUCAUUUCAUUUCCAAAACAGAAAGACUGGAACCAACAUUUUUAACUUUGGGAAAACUUUGCACAGUUAAGUAGUCAGGAUGUAUUAUGAAUGCUUUCCAUCUGUUUCUCACCCUUUUCUUACUGUUUUUAUUUUUAAAGAAAAACAGUAUUAUCAAUAUCUCUAACACUUGGAAUGGGGCGACUUUUGAAAUUAAGCACAUCAUCUUUGGAUUAAUUUUACUUUGUUCGUUACAGUGUCAAAUGUAGUAAAUGAUUGCUCAGCUGCAGUGAUUAAAGUUUUGAUUUUUGUCCCUAGUAUAAUUUGCAUUGAAAUACUUGAUGAGAUAAAAAGGCUCCAGUAGAAUUAAUGUUAGCACAUUCCACUGAGCAAAACUACCAAACUGACACUUCUUAAAUUGCUUACUAGACUGAAUAAACUCUUUGUUCACAUUCAUGGUCUAAACUGUGUUGAAUGAAUUGAAAAUUGUCCAGCAGAUAGGAAACAGCACCUGGAGUGGAGGAUUAUAUCUAAGCUUCCACCAUCGGUCAUAUUAAUCAAGGGGCCAGAUGGCAGAGGAAAAGAAAUCCACAAAGUAGGUUAUCUAAUCACUCUGUCAAAAUGAGCUUGAAACAGAAACAAUCAUACCCUCCCUCAAACAGCCUCUUAUAAAUACCCCUCCCCCCUGCUUCUAAAUGAAAUAUUGGACUCAUUUCCCAGAGAGGAAAUUAUGGUAUGUAUUAUCAAAAAUAUCUACUUUAAAAUUAGUACUAAUCACAUUUCACAAAAAUUCUGCUGGAUGUACAGCUCUUAAUGUUUUAAGCCAUUUGUGUAGCCCACCACGUCUCAUUGUGGUGUUUGUGUGGAAGACUGUAAAUCUUUGGACCUGUUGCCUAUUUUCAAGGGCUUUAUAAAAAUGUGAUUAACAUUACUUGGCCUGCUGCUUUUGGCUUACUACUAUGUAUUUUUAGCUAGAUGCUACCAUGGUGUUUAAAGGAUAUUGAUUCUGUCUUGGAUGCAUUUGGUUCCUUUCAGAAUCUGUCCUCCCAUUAUCCUGUGAAUAAAAAUAUAUGGGACCCUGAGAAGGACACUCUCCUAAAGCAGUCACCUCACCAGCCCAGUGUUGUGGCUUCGUAGCACGCUGUUGUACCUAAUAUAUUCUAGAACACUGUACUGCUACUAGGCUGGCCCAGAAAAGGGUUAAAUAAUGUCAAAUUCACUUCAAUUGCACUUGUUGCACCACCAUGGAAUCUUAUGUGUAUUUAUAGUGGCAGUAGAGAAAAUGGACCAUUUCAUCCUGACUUGUAGGAGUACAUUUCUUGGUCUUGAGACCAGUAUUUUUAGUUAUGUAUGCAACUGCCUUUAUUAUAAACACCUGGUUAUCACAAUUCAAUUCUCAGGUGUUGCAGAAAAAUCUACCUCUUUCAGACUGUAGAUGGAAAUAACUGUGAAAAAAUGAUGCAGAUAUCUUCUAGUUUGUGCUAAACACACUGCUUUAUUUUUACAGCCCACGUCUUUCAUGAGGAUACGAAUUGUUAAGAGGCAGUCUUGUUUUGCUUUUCAAGGACAUUUUGUAGAGAUUUUUCACUAAUGUGAAUCUGAUUUUAUCUACUCAAUUCUGUAUAGAUUAAGUAAAUAUGUAUGAUAAUUUAA